Molecule: messenger RNA, 4135 nt
Organism: Equus caballus (horse)
Lineage: Eukaryota; Metazoa; Chordata; Mammalia; Perissodactyla; Equidae
Gene: B4GALT5
Product: beta-1,4-galactosyltransferase 5
Biological process (GO): carbohydrate metabolic process
Cellular component (GO): Golgi apparatus
Molecular function (GO): UDP-galactose:glucosylceramide beta-1,4-galactosyltransferase activity
Source: RefSeq, a predicted model, not a curated record
GGGUGGCCGAGGCCCAGGCGGCGGCGCGCGGGGAGCGGCGGGAGCAGGCCCGGCCCGGCCCAGGCGCGGCGGCCCGGCUGCAGCAUGCGCGUCCGCCGGGGGCUGCUGCGGCUGCCGCGCCGCUCGCUGCUCGCCGCGCUCUUCUUCUUCUCGCUGUCGUCCUCGCUGCUCUACUUCGUCUAUGUGGCGCCCGGCAUAGUGAACACCUACCUCUUCAUGAUGCAAGCGCAAGGCAUUCUGAUCCGGGACAACAUGAGAACGAUAGGCGCUCAGGUGUAUGAGCAGGUGGUUCGCAGUGCCUAUGCCAAGAGGAAUAGCAGCGUAAAUGACUCAGAUUAUCCUCUGGACUUGAACCACAGUGAAACCUUCCUACAAACCACAACUUUCCUCCCUGAAGACUUCACCUACUUUGCAAACCAUACCUGCCCCGAGAGGCUCCCUUCCAUGAAGGGCCCAAUAGACAUUAACAUGAGUGAGAUUGGAAUGGACUACGUUCAUGAACUCUUCUCCAAAGACCCGACCCUCGAGCUCGGGGGCCACUGGAAGCCUUCUGAUUGCAUGCCUCGGUGGAAGGUGGCGAUCCUAAUCCCCUUCCGGAACCGCCACGAGCACCUCCCGGUCCUGCUCAGACACCUGAUCCCCAUGCUUCAGCGCCAGCGCCUACGGUUCGCGUUCUACGUGAUCGAGCAGGUGGGCACCCAGCCCUUUAACCGGGCCAUGCUUUUCAAUGUCGGUUUUCAAGAAGCCAUGAAGGACUUGGACUGGGACUGCCUCGUUUUCCAUGACGUGGAUCAUAUCCCAGAAAGUGAUCGUAACUAUUACGGAUGUGGACAGAUGCCAAGGCACUUUGCAACUAAGUUGGAUAAGUAUAUGUAUCUGCUUCCUUACACGGAGUUCUUUGGCGGAGUGAGCGGCUUGACAGUGGAGCAGUUUCGGAAAAUCAAUGGCUUUCCUAAUGCGUUCUGGGGUUGGGGCGGAGAAGAUGACGACCUGUGGAACAGAGUGCAGAAUGCAGGCUAUUCUGUGAGCCGGCCGGAGGGCGACACGGGGAAGUACAAGUCCAUUCCUCACCACCAUCGAGGAGAAGUGCAGUUUCUUGGAAGGUAUGCUCUGCUGAGGAAGUCCCGAGAACGGCAACCGCUGGACGGCCUCAACAACUUGAACUACUUUGCAAACAUCACGUACGACGCCUUGUACAAAAACAUUACUGUCAACUUGACACCCGAGCUGGCUCAGGUGAGCGAGUACUGAGAUGAGGAGAGGAUCUGUCUGCUUGCCCGCCGCCGGGAGGGCAGCCUGCUGCGCUGUCCCGGGCUCCACACAGGGAGAGCGCAGAAUGCAGCAGCUCGGGAGGACUGCAGGGUCGAGGAGCAGACGUGAGCGGAGUCCCCGCGCAGACCCGCGGGGCGAGGGAGCGAGCUGGCGCCGUCCUCAUCAGGACUGGCUCUCUCGUUUCACAAGACGGACGGCCGUCCUGCUGCCCUCUCCCCCGUCUCCUGCCCCCACGUCCCCUCAGCCACGAUCCCCAGAACCGAACGGUGACCUGCCGUGUCCUGCCGCGGAGCCUGCUUCUACGAACGGCCUUUGGAGCUUCUUGGCCUUCAGAGCACAGAGGGAGACCCACCCCGGGCAGCCGUGUCUUAGGAAGAACGAGGAAACUCCACACGCCAUUCCUCCACGUCUCUGGUGUUCUCUUUGGUUUCAUUUUUUUUAAAAACUUAUCUGCUUCGGGUGGGGAUCAAGGGUGGAGGGGAGGGGCUGGGGAGGCUAAACAGACAUGUAACAGUCACUUCUUGAAGAAGUAUAAUUGUAAAUAAGCCAUGCGAAAUGCCUUUUUUAAAUUUAAUUUUAUAGCUGGCUCCAGUUCAAACUGAGGAUUUGUACAUUAGGUCACUUAUUCGGUUGGCAGAUGCGGGGACUCAGUUAAAAUGCAGGGGAACAUCUCGCCUCCCAGGUCGCCUUCGCUUCGGGAGGGAGUGGAUUUAGGGCACGUCACGAAAAGAACGAAAGCGGCCAAUCUCUGUCGCUUCUGCCCCUCCCCUCCCCCGUCCCCGAAAGUCCUGCUCCUGACUUUGCUCUGGGUCCUCUCGUCCGGAGGCUCGCUGCUCCCCCCGCUCGGAGCUUGCCCUGAAUUCAGGGGCCCACUGUGCGCCCCUGCCCUCCCGGUUUUAUUCCUUGUCCUUACGUCACAGAGAGGGUGGGUGUUGAGUUUUCCUCCUUCUUUCUUUCUUUCUCUCUCUUUUUUUUGCUCUUGUGGAACUUGGCCACACUUUCUGAAAUCUGUGCCUAAAUUACCAGCUAGCUUCACUGAUUCCUCUGAAUAUUUCCCUUUCGGUUUCUGGAAAGAUUCUUUGUCCACAUUAUUAACUAGUACAUAGAAGUAAAGAGCCUUGACUUAUGAAGAACUCAGCCAGGGGCAGGUGACACUUGCGUGCUGUGGGUCAUUGGGCUCCAGAUUAGACCAAAUCAGAGCUUGAAAGUCAGGCCAACAAAGCUCAGGAUGGAGAGCCCAAGUGCUCGCGCCCUGUGUGGUCUUUGAAGUCAGAUUCUAAAUUGCAUUUGAGUCUGUGCCUCUGUUUUUCCCUGAGCCAGAACCCUCGAUUCAUAGCCCCAGUUGGCUUCUACAGAAUUCUGAAAAAUGCCAGUUUUUCCCUCCUUUUCCAUAGAACAUAGUUAUACAUGGUGAUUAGGAGUACUUUAUGAAGAGUACUUCAUAUUUUUUUCAAUUGCCUUGUUUGCCUUCAACUUCCUUAAUUUUCAUGGUUUACAUGGAUGUGUGUGUGUCGGGGGUGUAUUUGUGUAUAUACGUGUGGGUUUGUUUUUCUGUCGCAUGUGUUGGUUCCAUGGACAUAUGAUCCCCACGUGCUGUGGGAGUGACUGGCCAGGCGUUGUUUCUUGUUCGUGUUUCUGUUCUUUUGAAGAAUAGAGUGGUAUUUAGAAAAUAAAUUGCAUUGUGAAGCUCUUAUCGGCUCAUAUGAGAGAGCAGGCCCUGCCCUUGAGAGUGCUGGUAAGUUGUAUCAUAUGUUUUAAAAGAGCUCUGAGCAUUUCAUGCUUUAAACUACCUUCACGAGGGAACAUUACACACACAAGUUCAUUGGGGUUUUUUUUUGAUGUGUGGUGCAUAGCAAUAAAGAUUCCUUCCGCUUUUCUCCCCUGCCCCCCAGCCUCUGUGCUGGCCUGGCUGUCCCCGCCUUCUCGUUCUCCCCUCUUCUCCUCUCUCAUCACUGAAGGCAGCGAGCUGCUUUCAGUGUGACACAACCAUGAUGUCGUUCGGAAGAAUUUGCCAGGACAGACUGAUUCUUGGUGAAGGAUGACGUGUGUUCUCAUGGCAGUGUUGUAAAAUGAUCUCGUUUGAAGCUUUUUCAUUAACAUGUUUACCACCAAGAACAAAAUGUUGGCCAAGGCUGAUGCCGGCUUUUAAAAAGAUGCUGGUUAGAGGAGAGAGGGGGCCCUCUUCACGCUCGAAGGAGGGUCACUUCAGUGAGCUUGUGAUCAUUUGUAAGUUUAAUAGUGUGAAGUCUUACUGCGCACUGUUACUCCUGUGUCCACCAAGUUGAGUAUCGUGUAGGAAAUGUAAAAAGAUACAGCCGCCCGCUGUUACUGGUGUGAAAUUCUCGUGUGCAAAAAAAAGACCAAUAAGAACCAAAUGUGACCUUGUGCAUAUUUUGGCAGCUGAAAUUCUUUAAGGCUACUGAUGGGUGACCCUGAAUCAGCCCUGUCUUUGACAGCCGCGUGCCGGGAAAGGGUUUUCCUUUCACGUUGUUUUUCUUUGGGGGGGGCGGGGACUGUUUGCAAAAAUAAUCAUUUUGACAUUACGGGGACUCCUGCUAGAGCUCCUCCACCGCAGGCUUUGAUAGCUAAGCAGCAGCCGCGUGUAUCAACUGUGUCCACUCACUGUCAAUGGUGGCAUUGAGGGUAGCUAGCUUAUUUCCAUCACUACGUUUUUUUGAGCUUGCUCUUAUGUUUUAAGAGGUGCCAGGGGUACAUUUUUGCACUGAAAUCUAAAGAUGUUUUAAAAACACUUUUCACAAAAAUAGUCCUUUGUCAUUACAUUAUUUACUCAUGUGUUUGUACAUUUUUGUAUGUUAAUUUAUGAAUGAUUUUUUCAGUAAAAAAUACAUAUUCAAGAACCAAA